Messenger RNA from Paramecium tetraurelia, 2154 nucleotides. RefSeq lists its product as uncharacterized. The transcript has a single exon. Gene Ontology annotation, molecular function: protein binding. NCBI's taxonomy places the organism in Eukaryota, Ciliophora, Oligohymenophorea, Peniculida, Parameciidae. Gene Ontology annotation, cellular component: cytosolic [4Fe-4S] assembly targeting complex. The record is from RefSeq and is a predicted model, not a curated record. Gene Ontology annotation, biological process: iron-sulfur cluster assembly.
AUGGAGAGAAAGAAGUGUCCUAUUCACAACGAAUCAGUUAUAUUCUAGAGGCCAAAUUAGUCUGAUCCAAAUUAAAGAAAUCUGUGCAAAAAUUGCAUAGUCCAAAUGGACAAUAAUUUGAUAUUGAUAGAGGACAGGCAAUUAGAAUUAAAGAGACAAUAAACCGAAAUGCAGGAGGAAAAAGAGUUAGAAUAUUAAAACAGUAUGUCAAUUUUAGAGGAGAUAAAAUAAGAUCUGUUUUCGUUUGAAAACCAAUUUAAGACUUCGUUUAACAAAUAUAUAGAGACUAUUGAUCAAUACGGGGGGUUAUUCCAAACCUAAAUGGCGAAGUUUUCUCAUACAAUAAAGAAACUCUCUUUGGCUGACUCUCAAUUAUUUAGUAAAUCAUGUAAACAACUUGCAAGUGAUACUCCUAACCUUUCAGAGAUAAAAAAGAAUCUCUAGACCUAACUGAGUAUACUAGACUCAAAAGAAUUCUUCAACAAAUUACAAGAAAAAAUAAAUAAAUUAAGUUAGGAUUAAAAUAUCGUACCUCCAAAGUUAGCAUAAUCAAAUCUGGUAAAACAAAAUAUAAUCGAUUUAUAAUGUAAAAUACAUAAAAGCAGCAUAGUUAUGGCAGACUUAAAUGAGAAGAGUACAAUACAAAGCAGAUUGGUUUGCUUGUCUUGUGUUGAGCAACAUUAAAUCAAAUUUACAAGAAUUGAAAGAGUUCUUGAGUUAAAGUCAAUCUACUAUUCAAAUCUAGUAAAAAGCUUUGAUAUGAAAAUUGAAUAGACUAUUCAAUAAUAAGAAGCCAAAAACAAAUCACUAGAGGAUUUCGAAAAUAAAAUCUCAUAAUUGAUAUAGCAACACAAAAGAGAGUAGAACCAGAAAUUUAAUAUUUAAAUAGAUAAUAUUAGAUAAAAAAAAAAGACAACUUAAGAAAUAUGGUCAGCUGACAACUUAUAAGGAAUGAGUACAAUUGUAAACAUACUGAGUUAACCAAAUUACAUAGAAUAGGUAGAUGAUAAAUUAAAAGAGGACUUGUAAAGUUUAGAGGAAAUUCAGAAAAAAAAUUUUGAUUGUUUAAUCAUAAAUUGUUAAGAUAUCUUAAAGAGAUUAAAGUCUGGUGAUUAACUUUUGGAAUAAGAACUAAUUAACACAAAUGAGAGGAAAGCUGAAGUUAGCAAGAGAGAAACAUAAUAAAUAAUUACAAACUAAGAAUAAAAAAAGGUUGUUAAAUAUUAACUAUUGUAAUAAUGCUCAAUCAAACAAUGUGAGACUUGUUAUGCACUUUCUAUUAAUAAAGAUUCCUCACUUGUAAUUGCUGCAUGUAGGAAGAGAAUAUAGAUAUUCUAAUUGAAUUAUGGAUAAUUAAUACCUAUUCAAACAAUCAUUAAUUAACAUUCAGGUGAUGUUUAUUGUUUGACUUUUUUUAAAAAAUCUAAUAAUUUUAUUUCUGGGAGUUAAGAUUAAUCUAUUAAAAUUUGGGAAAGAAAAAAAACAAAUUAUUGGGCUUGCGUAUAAAAUUUAGAUUUCCAUUAGAGUAGUAUAUUUUGUCUGAUAUACUCGAGAAAAGAAGACCUUAUAAUAUCUGGAAGUGCAGAUAAUACUAUUAAAAUCUGGGCACUAGAAAAACUAUGGAUGUGUAAAUAAACUAUCAGAGAUCAUACCAAUAUUGUUUAUGGCUUAUGUCUAAAUGAGUAGUCAAAUAUAUUAGUUUCAAGCGGAAGGGAUAAUAAAAUAUUGGUUUUUAAAUUGUAAAAUGAUACUUGGAAUCUUUGUUAAACAAUUAUGAAUGAGUAAUUUGGAAUAAGAGUUUGUUUCAUAAAUAACAGUGCAUUUUGUUUCUAACCAAGAAAUUUUAAUAAAUUAUAUAUUUAUGAUAUGAAUAAUGGAUAAUACACUAAGACUAAAGAAGUUUCAGUUUAAAAUGGAGAGGAUUGUGAUAGUCUAUUCCCUUAAUAAUUCAUAAAAUAAAAAUAGUUGUUAGUAAACAAAAACGGGUCAAGCCUAAAUUUUUUAAGUAUGCAUCCUAAUUCAGAAUUAACCCUUGAUUUUUCUAUUGAAUUUCAUUCCAAAAAGCUAUUUGGUACAUUAAGCAAUGAUGGUGAAUAUUUAAUUACUUGGGAUGAUAAAUAAAAAGAAAUACAAGUUAGAAAGUACAAUUUAUGA